Messenger RNA from Dictyostelium discoideum AX4, 630 nucleotides. It is a transcript of the gene commd7, whose product is annotated as COMM domain-containing protein 7. The record is from RefSeq and is a predicted model, not a curated record. The coding region runs from base 1 to 630 and encodes 209 amino acids. The transcript is spliced from 2 exons. Lineage: Eukaryota; Evosea; Eumycetozoa; Dictyosteliales; Dictyosteliaceae.
AUGGUAUUCAGAUUUUUAGGUAAUAAUAAUAAUAAUAAUAAUGAAUUACCAGAUCAACAAUUAAUCAAUGAAAUUGGUUAUCUUUCAAAUUUUUCAAAUGAACAAUUAGAACAACUUUUAGAUAUUAUAUUUGAAUUUAUGAUUAUUCAAAAAUCUGAACAAUUAUUAAACCAAAUUCAAGAAUUUAGCAAUGAACAUUCAAUCAAUGAAAAUACAUUAAAGAAUAUAAUUAGAGGAUGUAUCAUUUUCUUUAAAUCAUCAGCAAAGAAUAAUUUAACAAUUGAUCAUCUUAGAGAGGACUGUAUUCAAUUCAAAUUGGAUGAAGAACAAUCUAAAUUGGUAUCAACGAAAUAUAAACAACAUUAUAUUGAAAUCUCUAGAUCAUUAGUUGGUAACUCUUUAACAAUUAAUCAAGUUUUAGAUAUGCAAUGGAGAUUCGGUGUAACAACAAGUUCUUCUGAAUUCACAAAAUCAAAUACAACAGGUUCAACAUUUUUACAAUUAAAAUUAGUUUUAGAUAAAGGAAAUAAUAUAAAAGAAGAUGUUCAUAUGGAAUUAACUUUACCUCAAUUUUAUGAAUUUUUAAAAGAAAUGCAAAGUGCAAAAGCAAGUUUAGAAUAUUUUAAUUAA